UCUGUCGGUCUAUGGUUACCGCUGACGCUGCUCUCCAUUAGCUACCGCGCUAACAGGACAUAUAUGUAGCACCUACUAUCACUUAUCUAUAUUAUCACACUCGGUCACUGCUGUUACUGUGGAUUAUAAAGGUUAUUCUUUGACGAGAGUGGUCAUUAAGUCCUUGUUUCACCCUCAGUUUAGCUGGGAACACAUCCACAAUGUCUUUUAUAUUUGACUGGAUUUACAAAGGCUUUAGUGGGGUGCUACAGUUCCUUGGUCUAUAUAAGAAAUCGGGGAAGCUGGUUUUCCUGGGGUUGGACAAUGCCGGAAAGACGACUCUGCUACACAUGUUGAGGGAUGACAGACUGGGACAGCAUGUUCCCACCUUAUAUCCUACCUCAGAAGAAUUGACUAUUGCUGGGAUGACAUUUACCACAUUUGAUCUUGGUGGCCAUGCUCAAGCCAGGAGAGUGUGGAAGAACUACCUGCCAGCUGUAAACGGAGUGGUGUUUCUAGUCGAUUCUGUAGAUCACGCACGCCUUAUGGAGUCCAAAGUUGAGCUUGAUUCACUGCUGUCAGAUGAGACUAUAGCUAACGUACCAGUCUUGGUGCUGGGAAAUAAGAUUGAUCGGCCAGAAGCUCUGAGUGAAGCAAGUCUACGACAGUUCUUUGCUCUUGAUGGACAGACCACUGGAAAGGGAGUCGUUUCACUGAAGGAGCUGAAUGCGCGGCCGUUGGAGGUUUUCAUGUGCAGUGUGCUAAAGAAACAGGGUUAUGGAGAAGGCUUCCGCUGGCUCUCGCAGUACAUCGACUGAGCUUUCGGACAUUUUGAAAUAAAAGGACUCCUACCUCUGAGUUCUGAAAAGCCAUGGAGAGAGAGCAGUGUGAUGAAGGGACUGAUGAUGAACAUUGCAUAUUAAACCUUGAUAGAUUGUUUUAAAGACAAUGAACAUUCCAUCCAGCUGGAACAUUCAGAAGUCACGGCAAAUAUGAUUUUAAACAAUAAUGUUUCAUAGUGUUUACAGUAUUAAAAUAUUUAACAAAUUCCA
This is a messenger RNA of Trichomycterus rosablanca, 1031 nucleotides long. RefSeq names its product secretion associated, Ras related GTPase 1Aa (gene sar1aa). The record is from RefSeq and is a predicted model, not a curated record. Gene Ontology annotation, biological process: endoplasmic reticulum to Golgi vesicle-mediated transport; vesicle organization; intracellular protein transport. Bases 201 to 797 code for a protein of 198 amino acids. The transcript has 7 exons. Gene Ontology annotation, molecular function: GTPase activity; GTP binding. Lineage: Eukaryota; Metazoa; Chordata; Actinopteri; Siluriformes; Trichomycteridae. Gene Ontology annotation, cellular component: COPII vesicle coat; endoplasmic reticulum exit site.